Molecule: messenger RNA, 954 nt
Organism: Sporothrix schenckii 1099-18
Lineage: Eukaryota; Fungi; Ascomycota; Sordariomycetes; Ophiostomatales; Ophiostomataceae
Product: cytochrome c heme-lyase
Exons: 1
Coding region: 1-954 (317 amino acids)
Biological process (GO): cytochrome c-heme linkage
Cellular component (GO): mitochondrion
Molecular function (GO): holocytochrome-c synthase activity
Source: RefSeq, a predicted model, not a curated record
AUGUCUCCCAACGGGCACCCUGGCUCUACAGCCGGCGAAGGAGCCGUCUGCCCUGUCGACCACAAGACGAGAGACGCCUGGCUUGAGCAAGCGCGGGCGCAACAAGCACAACAGGCUGAGGCCAAACAGACACAAAUCUCACUACAGCCGACGACCAGUGUCCCUGCACAAAUUGCCCAGCCCAAGUCCGGCUUCUUCGGCGGCUGGCCCAGCCUCUGGGCAUCGCCCUCACCCUCGCCGCCUCCUUCGAGCGCCUCCUCUGCUCCGUCGUCCCAUGCCGCGCCGUCACAGCACCAACGGCCCCUGGGCCACCCGACCAUCCGCGGCCUGGGCACCGACCGCGAAGUCUCCUCGAUCCCGCGCACGACCACCUCGGCCGACGAGGACAAGACGGCACCGGCGGCCGGCCGCCCCGUCAACCAUGAAGUCGAGACCGGCGCCGACCCCGUCUCCGGCAACUGGGUCUACCCCUCCGAAAAGAUGUUCUUUGAGGCCAUGAAGCGCAAGGGCAACGACAACGCCCGCGUCGCCGACAUGCGCGUCGUCGUGCCCAUCCACAACGCCGUCAAUGAGCGCGCCUGGAAAGAGAUUUUGGCCUGGGAGGCGCCCUACACAGGCACGGGCCCGGGCCAGUGCGGCGGUCCGCGGCUGCACUCGUUUGCGGGGCUCAGCACCAGCAUGUCGCCCAAGGCGCGGCUCAACACGCUGCUGGGGUACACAGCGCCGUUUGACCGGCACGACUGGGUUGUCGACCGCUGCGGGACGCAGGUCGAGUACGUGAUUGACUUUUAUGCGGGGCGGCCGGGGGCGGCGGCGGCAGCAGCAACAGGAGCCACGGCUGCGUCGCCCAAUGCGGGCCAGCCGCAAGUCAGCUUCUACCUGGACGUGCGGCCGAAGCUGAACAGCUGGGAGGGCGUCAAGAUGCGUGCCCUGCGCGGCCUGGGCCUGCAGUAG